CGGUUCCACCUACUCGCGUAUCGCUGAAGUAACGUUUUUCUUAUACAGCAACCAUGAGGCUCGUCCCUCUUUUAUUAAGUUGUUUUACAAUUGCACACACGUACAAGAUAUUGUGUGUGUUUCCAACACCAAGCAGAAGCCAUAACAUGCUAGCUAAGGGAAUUGUUCAACCUCUAUUGAAGGCUGGACAUGAGGUGACAUGGGUAACUCCGUAUGAUGAUAACAAGCCUCAGAAGAACUUAAAGUUCGUUUACCUUAGGGAUGUACUAAAAAUCAUGGACAGUAUAGACAUGAGUGACAACGACAAAAAGCAAUCUAUAUCAUAUAUGCUGGAGAUAGGGAGAAAUGUGAGUUCUGCUACGAUGGGAAAUAAGGAGCUCAGAGAUAUAUUGGUGAUGCAACAAUUCGAUGCUGUAGUUACAGAGUGGUUCAUGUCAGAUGCAGACGCAGGCUACGCAGCUGUCCAAAAAGUUCCCUGGAUAGUUCUAUUCACUCAUAUGAGUACACACGUCGAGAACCUCGUAGACGACGUCCGCUCAGUUUCGACUGUGCCAUCAUUGAUGACUGAAUACUCAAUACCAAUGAAUUUUUGGCAACGGCUAGUUAAUACCGCAUCAUUUAUGAUAUUUACCGGACUAACAAUGUACAACGCAGCCAUGGAUGCAUCCCGUUAUGAAUUCUUCUUCUCUCCCCUAGCCCAAGCUAGAGGCGUAGAUCUACCCCCUUUCAGAGUGGCAUCUUCCAAUAUAUCCAUAGUGCUGGUCAACUCUCAUCCUUCCAUUGCUCCGGCGCAGAGUCUACCACCUAACGUUAUUGAUAUUGGCGGAUACCACAUUGAUGAAGGCACGCCCACACCUAAGGAGCUUCAAGAACUAAUGGACACCUCUGUACAAGGUGUAGUAUACUUCAGCAUGGGCUCAAUAAUCAAAUCGUCCACAAUACCAGAAGAGACGAUAAGCAGACUAAUACAAAUUCUAGGGUCAUUGAAAAUGACUGUCCUGUGGAAACUAGACCAUAUACCUAAGGGAUUACCUAAGAAUGUUCAUAUUAGGACUUGGUGGCCUCAAUCUAAUAUUUUAGCGCACCCUAACAUCCGUCUAUUUAUAACCCAUGGUGGUGCCCUAAGCACAUUUGAAGCCAUCCACUACGGAGUCCCUCUCCUCGCCGUGCCUGUGUUCGGCGAUCAGCCCGUAAACGCUCGUCGAGCUGAACAAGCUGGAUAUGCUCGUGUGGUUCCAUUUGAACCAACAUUCGCCCCAAAAUUGGAGAUAGCUUUGACAGAAAUGCUGAGAAAUGAUAGUUACUACCACCGCGCGAAAUAUCUGUCGAAAUUGUUUAAUAACCGUCCUGUAUCACCGUCUAAACUAAUAACGCAUUACAUUGAACUGGCUAUCGAAAGCAAAGGAGCCUACCACCUUCGUUCGGCGACGUAUUUGUACAAAUGGUACGAAAGAUGGAUGCUGGACCAAGUGGCAUUCGUUGUAGUCGUACUGUACGUGUUGAAGAAAGUAAUACAGAAAGUCUGUAGAGUGCUGUGUGGAAAGAAAAAGGAGAUGCAGUUGACGGAAUUUUUAUACCAAAGAUCGAAUAAGAAAAAAAAGAUGGUAUAAUAAUACCUUGCGAUGCAAACUUGGACACUUUUAAC
Hyposmocoma kahamanoa is the source of this 1645-nucleotide messenger RNA. RefSeq names its product UDP-glucuronosyltransferase 1-7C-like. Bases 54 to 1610 code for a protein of 518 amino acids. Gene Ontology annotation, molecular function: UDP-glycosyltransferase activity. The transcript has 10 exons. The record is from RefSeq and is a predicted model, not a curated record. NCBI's taxonomy places the organism in Eukaryota, Metazoa, Arthropoda, Insecta, Lepidoptera, Cosmopterigidae.